Molecule: messenger RNA, 1727 nt
Organism: Xenopus laevis (African clawed frog)
Lineage: Eukaryota; Metazoa; Chordata; Amphibia; Anura; Pipidae
Exons: 6
Coding region: 1-1488 (495 amino acids)
Source: RefSeq, a predicted model, not a curated record
AUGGAAGCCACACUUACAGAGGUCGAAUUAAAGCAGCUGUUGCAGUUUUUGCCUUUAUUAAGAACUUAUGGAAAUUCUGGCUCCAGUUCUAAUGCUGCCACUUGUCAUAAUGUGCAGGCUGUGGAAAAAAAUAUGCCUCAGACAACUGCCAUUUCAAUGAACAUUGUGACUGAAAAAAGUGAUAUGACAGAAACUAUGCCAGAGGAAAGUGUUUUAUUUGAAGUUGAAUGUGAGAAUACUUGUGAGGCCAUUUAUAACAAAGAGGAGAACUCAUCUAUAAAUAUGAGAAAAGACUCAUCAAGUGAUCUUUCAGAAGAAGACACACAACUACAGUCUAAAUAUGAUCAGAAUCGCAAGAGAAUGACAAAAUUCUCAGAUGAAGAGUUAGAGGUAUUAAUUCGUGAAGUACAUUAUACCUUAUCAUCUUCUUUACAGAUUUCGGAAAAAUAUGACCUACUUUAUGGAUCAUUAGCUUCAAAAAUCUCAAAUCAAAGAAAAAAACAGAUAUGGGAAAAUAUAAAAAACAAAGUUAGUUCUGUAGGAGUGGGUCCAAGAACAGUCAUUCAGCUGAAGAAACGAUGGUUGGAUAUUAGACGGCGUACCAAAGAUAAACUGAGUGAUAUAGAGAAAAAAAGAUCAAAAACUGGUGGUGGAGAUGAGAAGGUUACAUCACUGAAUCAAUUUGAAGCCCAAGUUCAAGGGACAAUACCUGAAUUAUUAAUUAAAGGUGACUCCAAGUUUGAUAGUAGUGACGUGCAAUCAGUCCGUGAAUAUGCAACUGUAGAAAACAGCAUCAAUGACUUCAUAGAUCUAAGCGAUACAGAAGAUUUUGCAACUUCAUCUAAAAGUCAAAUGUCGAAACCUUCACUUUAUGUAGAUAAUUCAAAGAAAGACAUUCAAAAUGAGCUGCUCAAAAUAUGUCAAGAAGGUAGACCUGCUCAGGAAGAGUGUUUAAAUGUUCUGAAACAAAUACUAUCUGUGUCAAAUGCACAGCUUGAGAUAACAAAAGAAAACAAUGGGUUUUUACAAACAAUCAAUAAAGGUAUAAAAACCAUAGAGUCGGCAUUAGUAGGUUACCUUAAAAUGGAAAGGCAACUAGUGUUCACAGUUGAAACUGACUCAACUGAUUAUAUUAUCGAUAAUCCAACCAAUACAUUCGAGCAACACAUAGGAGAUUUGCCCAGUGAUACAGUUAAUGUGAAUGAAAGCAAGCCUCAAUCUCCAUUAUUGGCACUUGAUUCCAACAGUCAUACAGAUGAAAAUGUAGCUAUAACUGACAACAGUGUCAGCCAACAGAAUGAUGUUUAUAAUGAUAGUUUUAUUGACCAAUGCUCCACAAUUGUCAAAGAGGUUUUGACAAUAGAAACAGCACCUCCCAGGCGUUCAUACCGAAAAAGGAAGUCUAACAACAUUUUAUCAGUGGGUCCAAAAAAAAAAAAAAAUAUUAAAAAUUGGGAAGGUAUACAUUUUUGUUGUCUUCACUUUUAAAGUUACAUGCCCAAUAUAAAAACUAUAGGUUUACUUACAAAUAUGACAGACAAGUAUGGUGUUUGUUCUUUUCAAAGCAUAUGCAUUGCUCUCUUUAAAUAAGUUUAUGAGCUUCUCUGUUACAUUGUUAAUUUGUUUUUAGAUAGUUCACUAGAAAUGGACAGUUUUUCACGUUUUAAAGGGGUGGUUCACCUUCCAAACACUUUCUUUUCUCAAUUCAGUUGUUUUAGAUUGUUCCC